UCCGUACAAAAGUACACAAGUCACAAUUCAUGUUUAUUUCCUGUCAUUAUCUUUAAAUCAACAUGAUCAAUGUCUUAUUUCAUUGUCAUGGGUUAGAUCAGAAAUGAAAGUGGUGUUUUAGGGAUUCACAUGGACAAUAUGGACCAAGGAAACGCUGUCAUUGAUUAUUUCAAUGAGAAUAUUUGGCUCCCUAUCGUGAUAGGAUGCGUUGGUUUACUUGUGCUGGUAUUAUUGAUCUGGGUCUGUUGUAAAGUCUGUGGCGACGGAAGGAACCACAGACAGUAUGAUUACACAGCUCUCGAUCAGGAGUUGGGCCUUUCCCACAAAAUGGAUCUCGAGAGACGGAUGCAGAGAAAUGCUUUCAGAGAUUCUGCUAUAAUCAGUGGCCAGUUCUACAUGAGGUCGUCAGGAAAAUACACAUUUGUGGAGCAUUUAAAUGAGAUAGGCAGCCGAUUGAAUCGGAGCUACUUCAUGGUGAAGAGUAAUCGACACAAGGAAAACGUUCUCUUGACCUUGACCCCAAAGAGUGACAAGUGUCCGCUUGAAAUGAGCAACAGUACAAAAAAUACUCUGACAGAACUUUUCAAUAUUUUAAAGCAUCCAUACAUUUUCCCACUAUAUGACAUUGAUUUCACCCAAGGUUCUGACCACGUUGUCUUCACCAUGAUCUUCAAUAGAUAUGGCUCACUGAAAGAUCUCAUCUAUAAGUCUCGAAGUGAGGAUGAAUACCAGAACAAGUAUGGGACAAAAGGAAAAGGUCUCUCCCUGACAGAGAUCAAGACGUUUGGUCUCCAGAUACUGACUGGGUUGAUGUUCCUGGCGGAGAAAGGCUUUCCCAAGUUCAAGCAAUUACACACUGGGAACAUCAUGGUUCAAAAUGGGGUCUGCAGGUUGACAGGUUUAGAGAACACAUUUUUAGGAUUCCAAUCAAAGCUACACCCAAUCAUAAAGAAGAAAAUAAAAAGAGACAAAAAUGCUGUGGAUAGCGUCUGCUUCGGUCACGUGAUGUUUGAGAUGGCCGCAGGCUACGAGUUGGAUGUCGGUCAUCCUCAACCAAUUCACCUGAUGGACUGCCAUAAUAAUGUUAUCAAGGUGUUGAAUCUGAUUUUUGAAGAGGACAACUACCCAACUAUAAAAGAGAUAGCAAACCAUGAGUUCUUCAAUGAUACCAGAUUACCGGAACUAAAAGCGUUUAACCCAGCACCAGUGAACUUCACUACCAAUAUGAAGGCAUUACUGAAAGCUGCAAAAUCUGGUAAACCAACAAAUAGAUCAAAGGAGAGAAGAAGAUCUAGUCUGAUGAGAUCAAAUUCAGAACUUGACACAGACAGGACUAAAAGAGGCAGAAAAGCAUCAGAGCCUGGAGGUGACAGGUCUGCCAAAAAGAAGGCCCCAAAGUUAUCAUCAAGGUCGCAAUCAAUGUCGUCUGACAUGGCUCAGUCAGCACCAGGUGCCCCUGUGGCGCCCCCUCCACCCCCUGCAUCAGCGAUCAACGACGUUCCAGAGGUCAAGAUCGAGAAAGCAACCGGGCCACGUGCUGCUCUCCUCGGCGAAAUUCGAGAUGUCCGAACGGUAAAGACGUCACUGAAGCAUGUAAAACCGAGCCAAAAGAAGGAUAGGAGUAAACCGAUGCUGAGACGAAAAUAGGACGUGCCAAGUACUGGUGGAGUCCAAUAAUCAUGUUUAUAUUUUGGUUAAGCCAUCCGCCAAGGUUGCGAAAUAAUAAAAUGGACUUGCGCUGUGUAUGACUCUUUGAUUUCAAUCCGCCAGUUUCGACCAUUCCCUUGUUUAGAGACAAAGACUUGUCUCCAGGUGGAUGUGUUAUAACGUGUACAUUGCGUGGCAUGGUUGAAUUUCACUCCCUACCUGGACACAAGGUCUGUUUGAAAUUAACCAAGGCCUAGAAUAGUAGCCAGGUCAUGUGAGACUAAAGUCCAUAUCAAGCACUGUACAUUUAAUUGGAUGUUUACCUAGGGACAAGAAUUUGUUUAUCAACAAGGGUAUGGCAUUAACUGGGGGAUUCAUUCACGAUAACAAUAGUAAGGGCUAUCUCACAAGGAAUUCAAGCCAUUAGGACUUUCGAAGGACUAUACCAAUUUUUCACAAGUAAUUUUGUGUCCAAGGGUGUGAAACUAUUAUAACUGCACGGUCUAAUGUCACCAGCAAAAACAGUCACUUUUAGUUUUUUCAAAAGUUGAUGUGUUUGGUCUGUAGACGCUCAUAACAAUUUAUGAUUAUAUCAAUUGGAGUAACGCAAUUCAAUAUCAUACUAUAUGCUAAUACUUAACACAGAAGCUACCGCUUUCAGAAGCUACCGCCUUCAGAAGCUCCUCAAGAGCAGAUACCAGGUCAUGGGGGGAUGUUGUACAGUACAUCCAGCUGUUAAGGACACCCUGGGACUGACAAAUGCUGUCCUUGAAAGGGGGGUGUUCCGAUGGAACGAGUUUACAAUCCCUGAUCAUGGCCCCCCCAAAAGUCAUUAAUUGAUGAAGUAAGUGCUAGUGUUCGAUGGAUUUAUUGUUAAGUGUGAUCAAACUACGUCAUUACAGCUCGGGGAUUGUAAAUUUUAACUGUUCAUAUUGCUGAGGUCGCUUUGUAUGUCGUGAUGUAUAGCAGCGACCCCUUUGAUACCAAAAUUGUCAUCCCUCAUAGAGAGGGUGACCUGCUAAAAGAGGUCUUUGUCCCUCCCAUCAGGUGCUUUAUAGUUGCAUGGUACACCAUGCUAUGUAUCGGUAGUUAUUUUCACUCACAAGGCAGUGUCAUAUUUCAAAAUUUUGUCACUUAAAAGCAAUAUACAAUGGCUUUUCUAAUGUACCAGUAUGGCACUGUAAUCACUUGUCUCUGCUCAAAUGAUAAUGGCUGAUGCAUCAUACUAGUCAGUACUUUUGAUUUUUCUCCAGAUUUAAUAAGCUUGUAACACAUUUGUAUUGUACAAUAACAUUGUAUUGUAUGGCUCUAGGAAAAUUCGUCCCCGGAUAAUUCGUCCCCGGAAAACUCGUCCCCGGAAAAUUCGUCCCCGAGAAAAUUCGUCCCUGGAAAAUUCGUCCCCGAGGAAAAUUCGUCCCCAGAUAAUUCGUCCCCGUGGAUAAUUCGUCCCUGGAAAAUUCGUCCCUGAGGAAAAUUCGUCCCCGGAAUAUACGUCCCCGAGGAUAAUUCGUCCCCGGAAAAUUUAACAAAAGUUGAAAGUUUCCGACAUUACUUUCUAGUAAUAACUACUACCUACUCCUUUCGACUUUUCUCAUUCAGUGUUAUAUCUCUAUUUACUACCCUACUAGCUAGUUACCUACUCC
Molecule: messenger RNA, 3290 nt
Organism: Lineus longissimus
Lineage: Eukaryota; Metazoa; Nemertea; Pilidiophora; Heteronemertea; Lineidae
Product: slowpoke-binding protein-like
Exons: 14
Coding region: 130-1647 (505 amino acids)
Biological process (GO): protein phosphorylation
Molecular function (GO): actin binding; ATP binding; protein kinase activity
Source: RefSeq, a predicted model, not a curated record